This is a messenger RNA of Seminavis robusta, 638 nucleotides long. The record is from the annotation of a GenBank genome assembly. NCBI's taxonomy places the organism in Eukaryota, Bacillariophyta, Bacillariophyceae, Naviculales, Naviculaceae.
GGCUAAUAGCUACAGACACGAAGAAGAUGAUGAAAGUGUUGUCCCUUUUUCUGUGUGCGGUUGCGUCGUUGCAGGGGGCAUCCUCCUUUGUCCCAAGCUCCCACCAUGUGCGAUGUCUCCAUGGUGGUGGCACUGUAGUAUCCGAAUUGAUGAUGAGUAAUGCCGCCAGCACGGAAGAGUGGAAAGCGAGAUCCGUGAACCAAAGAUCACCGGUUCCAUCACCGGUAGUGACGCCAGCGGGAGGUUUAGCAGUGCAACAAAAAAAUCCGCAAUCUCCUAAAAGCGAACGAACGGUGCUAGGAUUGCCCGCGGAUGAAUGGUGGGAUCGUCCUUUGGAUCGAGAACGUGAUCCUCCUCAUCCGUUCCAAGAAUGGGGUCAAUUCUGGAAAGACGGCACACUGCCAAAGCGAGUGAGAGGUGGAAGCUUUGUCUACGACGAAUACUACUCGGAUUUGUGAAGAAUAAGAAACUCGACAUGACACUUUCAUACAGUAUUAUAAACGUGAGGGAACGCCAGGACUUGCUAUUUUGUUGAGUCAAAAGGAACUGCACGGCAGUCUGUCUGUCAAGCAUGCAAAGAAUCAAUCCACUUUUAAAAUUACGUCUUAGCAAAAUGAAGUCAACAAUUGUGAAAAGCA